AUUUCUUGUGGGCUUUGGCUUUUCUUCUUCUCGAGACUUCUUACUUUAAUAGUGGUCGCGUAACUCACUGUGUGUGUAAUGUAAUGUUGUGUUAAUAUUAAAAACCGAUAUAAUACAAGUUUUACAGUGAAAUAGACUUACUUAACUAGUUUAUAUUACUCAACUGAAGAAUCAUGCCAGACGCAGGCGUGUGUGCCGUUUGCUCGUCAGCAGCAGAGCAGAAGUGCUCGAACUGUCAGUCGGUUCAUUACUGCUCCAGAGAACAUCAGAAACAACACUGGAAAUCUCACAAGCACACCUGCGCUCCGGUCAGAGUGAACGUGGAUCCAAAACUAGGAAGAUACGUGGAAGCCGCUAAAACCAUUAAAGUUGGGGACAUCAUCUUGAAAGAAGUUCCGUUAAUCACGGGACCUGCACAGGUGACACCAGCUGUGUGUCUUGGUUGCUACAAACUGCUAGAACAGUUGAAGACGGUGCAGUGUGAGCUGUGUGGGUGGCCCUUCUGUUCUGAAGAGUGUACGACCUUGGACGUCCACAAGCCUGAGUGUCACUACACUCAACAACGCGGUGAUAAGGUUACAAUAACAAAUUAUGGCGAUCCUCACCCCAACUACCAGUGCAUCACGGUGCUGCGGUGUCUGUACCAACGUGACCACAACCAGAUCCUGUGGGAGAAGCUGCAGGCACUGGAGUCCCAGUGCGAGGCGAGGAGAAGAACGCCCAAGUGGCAGAGUGAUAAGAAAAUGAUUGCUGACUUUAUAUGCAAUUUCUUUAAGCUAGGAAAAUUGUUUAGCGAAGAUGAGAUAAUGAAGUGCUGUGGAAUAAUUCAGAUGAACGGCCACGAAGUACCUCUGGUGGAACCUGAAUACAUCUGUAUUUUCGAGACAAUUUCUGUGGUAGAACACAACUGCAAAGCAAACAGUAAUAAAAGUUUCACGUCUAAUGGGAGCAUGCUUCUGUGCGCCGCCGUGGACAUUGCCCCGGGCUCGCACGUGACGGCUUGUGCGACGGAUCCCAUGUUGGGCACAGAGUCUCGCCGCCACCAGCUUGCGGAAUCCAAGUUCCUGGAGUGUUCGUGCGAGAGGUGUUCUGAUGUGACCGAGUACAACACAAUGUUCAGCGCUGUCAAGUGCAAGAAGAAAGACUGCAGCGGAUAUCUUCUACCAGAAACGUUCCUAGUUCCUAUCCUGGGUAUAACACAGUGUGGAGACAAAAAGAGCCCCAAUGACAACAGGUUUUGGAAUUGCUCCGUUUGUGAAGAUGCCGUGUCGGAUGGAAUCAUCCAGCGGAUGCUACAGGACAUCGCCAGGGAGUUGACCGUCACAACACAAGAGGGCCCUGAUGCUUGCGAAAGGCUCAUCAGCCACUGCGCAGGGUAUCUGCACCCCAACCACUACUACCUGGCGGAUGUAAGCCUGGCGCUGGCUCAGAUGAUCGGCCAGGAUGGCCUCAGAACACUCAGCGACGACCGGCUGCUGUUGAAGGCGCAGCUGUGCCGCAAGUAUGCCGACCUUCUUGAGACCUUGGCGCCAGCUGAGACCCGUCUUCGUGGCAGCUUGCUAUUCGAACUACACGCUGCCAUUGCCGAGAGUGGACACAGAAAGUCUUCCAAUGAAGGUGCCGUGGUCUUCUUCGGUCAUCUCACGGAAUCACGUAAAAUUCUAAUGGAGGCGAUAUCACUUCUCCGUCACGAGCCCCCAGAAUUGCCCGAGGGUCAGAUACUCCGGCAGGCCAGGGUCAACCUUAUGCAAAUAGAUGAACUCAUCUCAGCACUCUCCAAAGAAAUACCGUUGUCGAUUUAAAUUACUUAUUUAAAUAAAUAAACUGUUGGACUUUAA
Messenger RNA from Leptidea sinapis, 1838 nucleotides. It is a transcript of the gene SmydA-1, whose product is annotated as SET domain-containing protein SmydA-8. The record is from RefSeq and is a predicted model, not a curated record. Bases 174 to 1802 code for a protein of 542 amino acids. Lineage: Eukaryota; Metazoa; Arthropoda; Insecta; Lepidoptera; Pieridae. The transcript has 10 exons.